Messenger RNA from Maudiozyma barnettii, 1251 nucleotides. RefSeq names its product succinate--CoA ligase (GDP-forming) subunit beta (gene LSC2). NCBI's taxonomy places the organism in Eukaryota, Fungi, Ascomycota, Saccharomycetes, Saccharomycetales, Saccharomycetaceae. Gene Ontology annotation, molecular function: succinate-CoA ligase (ADP-forming) activity; ATP binding. The transcript has a single exon. Gene Ontology annotation, cellular component: succinate-CoA ligase complex; mitochondrion. Gene Ontology annotation, biological process: succinyl-CoA metabolic process; tricarboxylic acid cycle. The coding region runs from base 1 to 1251 and encodes 416 amino acids. The record is from RefSeq and is a predicted model, not a curated record.
AUGUUGAGAAACGCUUUGAAAGUAAAUGCACGUGCAGUGUUUAAAAGAAAUUUAUCGAUUCAUGAAUAUAGAUCUUCUCAAUUAUUAGGGCAAUAUGGUAUUCCACAUCCUCGCGGUUCGAUUGCAUUUUCACCUGAAGAAGCCGAGCAAGUUGCACACGAUCUUAAUGUCGGUAGUGUGGUAUUAAAGGCUCAAGCAUUAACUGGUGGACGUGGGAAAGGCCAUUUCUUAGAAUCGGGUUUACAAGGUGGUGUGAAGAUGGUCACUAGUUCUGAUCAAGCUGAAAUUAAAAAAUUGACUCUACAAAUGUUAGGUAAUCAUUUGGUCACAAAACAAAGUGGUCCCAAGGGGAAAUUUGUCUCAGGAGUUUAUGUUGUUGAGAAAAUUGAUGCAGUAAAAGAAAGUUAUUUAUCCAUCAUCUUGGAUAGAUCCACUAGAACACCUGUCAUUGUUUGCUCCAGUGAAGGUGGUGUUAACAUCGAAGAAACCGCAGAAAAGAAUCCGAAAGCUAUUAAGAAAUUUCAUGUUGAUCCAACUAAAGGUUUAUCAGAUAUCCAAGCUCAUAAAAUUGCAAAAGCUCUUGGAUUUUCAUCACAAACUGAAGAUGAAACCGCAGAAGCUGUUAAGAAUCUAUACAAGAUAUUUAUCGAACGUGACGCUACACAAGUUGAAAUUAAUCCACUAAGUGAAAUAAGUGGUGGUCGUGUCAUGUGUAUGGACGCAAAAUUUGGAUUUGAUGAUAAUGCGUCAUUCCGUCAAGAAGAAGUUUUUUCUUGGAGAGAUUUGACUCAAGAGGAUCCCGAUGAAGUUAAGGCUAAGAAAUACGACUUGAAUUUUGUUAAAUUACAAGGUAAUAUUGGGUGUUUAGUCAAUGGUGCUGGUUUAGCAAUGGCUACAAUGGAUGUAAUUAAAUUGAAUGGUGGUGAUCCUGCAAAUUUCUUAGAUUGCGGUGGGGGUGCUACACCUGAAACUAUUAAGAAAGCUUUUGAAUUAAUUUUAUCUAAUGAAAAAGUUCAUGCAAUUUUCGUUAAUAUAUUUGGUGGGAUUGUUCGUUGUGAUCAUGUCGCUUUAGGUUUAGUUAAUGCAGCCAAAGAACUUGAUGUUAAAGUACCAAUUGUAGCAAGAUUACAGGGCACAAAAUUAGCUGAAGGGAAAAAAAUCAUUGAACAAUCUGGAAUUAGUAUUCAUUCUUUUGCUGAAUUAGAUCCUGCAGCUAAAAAAGUCGUAGAAUUAGCCCAUGCUUAUAUUUAG